AACUAAAAAAACCCCAAAAAUGAAAAUAGGAACGUUUUUGUCAAAUCCUAUUGGAAAUAGCAAUAACACUCUAUAAUUUUUUUCAUAAUAUCUAUCUCUUUGGCUGCCACUGACGGCGCUAGAUGUCCAAUUCAUUUUGACUGGGAGGGAUGGAUGCAAACGAAUGAACUUUCAUUUGCUUCUCCCAGUCAAAACAAAUUGGACGUUAAGCGCCGCCUAUGGCAGCCAUUGCGUUAACAUAGACACUAUUCUAAUGGAUUUUUUUUGUCGGUUCCUUUAAUAAAAUAUAGAUAUUUUGUCACACUCCUACUUUUAACCGUUUAUUCAAUGCCAACCCUUCCACUUAGAAUGGACUGGACAUCUAAUGGCGUCAAUAGCAGCCAAUGGGAUAUCAAGGAAGUGACGUAAGAAAUGCCACACAAUAAAAUGUACCCAAAAAUCUACAGGAAAUGACACAGAAAUGGCAUUUUCUAGUCUCUUUUCACUGUUCUGUGUUAAAGACCUGCGAAAACCCGACCCCCCCCUCCCAAAAAUAAAGUUUUAAGUGGAAAAAAUGGGGGGGGGGACUGAAAAAGAAAAUGUAAAAAGCUUUUAAAAAGCAGUUCUUCCCCCAGAGUAUUUAACUCAUUGGCCUCCAUUGACGGUGCUAGACAUCAAAUUCAUUUCGACUAGGAGGGAAAUGUUAAUGGCAGCCGUUAAUGGCAGGCAAUUAGUUAACACUAUUUAAGUGAAAAAUUUUAGUUGGUUCCUUUAUUAAACUAUGACUUUUUUUUUAUGUCACAGCCCUACUUUUAACAAUUUUCCUUUGUUACGUCAACACGUAUAAGAACGAUGCGUCCCAAGAUGAUGUCAGGCUUGUUUAUGAGCAGUCACGAUGCUCCCCUUCAUGUCUGUGAUGAGUGUUUUGUUUUGCUGGGGCACCGGGACUAGGCGGACGGGCAGACGGACCACGCGCCGAAGGAGGAAAUGAGCGGCGUGGAGUGCUUCGGCUGUGGCCGAGCCGGUCACUGGAUCAAAAAUUGUCCAGACGCGGCCAGGGGACAACGGGGCAGGGGACGACCCAGGCCCAAAGACACCUUCUGCUACCGCUGUGGGGAGCGAGGACACGUGGCCCGAGACUGCGAGAGGACGGAAGAUGCGUGUUACAACUGCGGGCGCGCCGGGCACAUCUCGCGGGAGUGCCCAGACCCUAAGAAGGAGCGUGAGCCCUUGUGCUACAACUGUGGCAAGGCGGGUCACGUGGCCCGAGAGUGCCAGCACGCGCACGAGCAAAAGUGCUACUCCUGCGGCGGCUUCGGACACAUCCAGAAGGGCUGCCACAAGGUCAAGUGCUACAGGUGCGGUGAGCUGGGUCACGUGGCCAUGCACUGCAAGCAAGCGUCCCAGCUCAGCUGUUACAACUGCGGCAAGACUGGCCACCUGGCUAAAGAGUGCGUAGAGGACGAGCAGGAGGCUUAGCGCCCGGCCGUCAUUUUACGCCCGGGCGUGAGGGGGACUCCCGAACCACAAACUGCGGAGCCUUCCGGCCAGAGAACACAUCAAAUACGGCGGCGCCUCCCGUUUGGGAGCUGUCACCAGGUGGAUUGAAUGAUAUUUCCCUUUUAAUUGAUUAGCUGCCGCGGACGGCAGUACCAACGCACUGGAUCUGCUCUAAAAAUCAACUGUUUUGAUGUUGAAACUUUGGUACAUUAACUCAAUCAUGAAAAAAAAAACGGGAAAAAUUGAAAAACUCUGGUUUUUGUGUUUUUGCUGUCAUUCGCCAUUUUCGCAGGGUUGUGGGGGUCAGUUUUUGCAGUUGGUUGCUGUUUUUCAAUUUAUCAAUAUUUUUUUAAAUAGUAAAUGGUGUUGUAUAGCACUUUUUUCACCUUUCAAGGCCCUCAAAGCGCUUUACAAUACAUCGCCUUCCAACUCAUGAGCUGCCAUUGACUGCAAUGAAUUUUCAAUCCAUUUCAGGAGUAGGAAGGCUAGCCGCGAUCAUUCUAUCGCUUUGCGGUUUUCUCUAUUUUUCAAAAAUGUAUGCAUUUUUAAAAAAUGAAAACUCAGUUUUUUUUCAGUUAACUUUUUUUCUUUUGCUGUCUUCCAGUUUUUUAUUUUAUUUUAAUUUUCCGUAUUUUUGUGGUUUUACGAUUUUUCAAUAAAUUUGAAAUGUUUGUCAAUGGCAGGGAAUGGGCUAAGGGGAUACUACUCCAAGGACAUUGAAAUUGAUUCCGCCCCCCCCCCUCAAUUUCUGGUCAUUUUCCAGGAAAACUUGGCCAACCAGCGAAUUUCUGGUAACUUUCCAUAGAAAAUUGGGCUGAUUGUGUCAUCCUUUACUGCAAUUUGGUGUACAACUGACAACUUUACCACUGAUGGUGACAGACUAUGAAAAUAAUCUGGAGUUUGAAACCAGAGUAUGAAAUUGAAUUUCUAACAAAAAAAAAAUUCAGCAUCAAAAUUAUAACACGACUGAAUUUUAAUGCUUUUUGGUUUCGUUUUUUCAAUGCCAUUUUUUCAGUAUCACAGUUCAGCUACAGAAAAUUCAGUCGCAAAAAAAUCUGUGACUAAAAAUACAGCGCCAGGAUAUCCAUGACAAAAAUUCUGUUGCAAAAAAAAAAAUGAUAAAAAAAUUCAGUUGCAAAAAGUCAGCUGCGGUGGCCCAUAUUUUCUUCCAUAACAGACAUCCAAUUCAUUUUGCCAGUCCAAAUGGAUUAGACGUCUUUUGCCGUCAAUGGCACAGGAAUAAGAAUGCUCCGUGGUCUCGGAUAGGCAAUAAGUCAUAUUUUGAAGUGCGUGAAAUGUGUGUGAAAGCAAGCAGCCAAUCAAAUAUUUUGGGGAUGCCGAUAAGCCAAUUGGAGCAGUGGACAAACAACAAAAACAGAAAAUCCUUUUCUAUUAUCUCAAAGGUGCUUUUUCCAGCUGCCAAAAACACUGUUAUCUUUUUUCAGGUUCCAGUAGAAGUUGAACAAAUGUUAUUUUUGUACAAUAAGUCACAUGGUUGCAAAAUGUCAUUUGUUAAGUGAAGGUGACAAUAAAGCGGAAAGGAACUCA
Molecule: messenger RNA, 3027 nt
Organism: Corythoichthys intestinalis (scribbled pipefish)
Lineage: Eukaryota; Metazoa; Chordata; Actinopteri; Syngnathiformes; Syngnathidae
Gene: cnbpb
Product: CCHC-type zinc finger, nucleic acid binding protein b
Exons: 4
Coding region: 967-1458 (163 amino acids)
Biological process (GO): positive regulation of cytoplasmic translation
Cellular component (GO): cytoplasm
Molecular function (GO): translation regulator activity; single-stranded RNA binding; zinc ion binding
Source: RefSeq, a predicted model, not a curated record